This is a messenger RNA of Miscanthus lutarioriparius, 699 nucleotides long. The record is from the annotation of a GenBank genome assembly. NCBI's taxonomy places the organism in Eukaryota, Viridiplantae, Streptophyta, Magnoliopsida, Poales, Poaceae.
AUGGCGGGAUUGCAGGGAGAAGAUGUUAUUGCUAUCCUGCCCUGGGAGGAAUGGUGGGAGUUUGAAGUGACAAAGGAUGACUCAAAUCCUCAGAUUGCACUGCUUCCUUUGCAUCCAGAUUUGCGAGCAAAAUUUAAUGAGACAGCAGCCUGGAUUUAUGCAAAAAGCAUGAAUGGGAAGCCUUAUGGGUUUGACUCUGCAUUUUGUGAAUGGUUUAUUAGCUUUGUUACUGAAAUCUUUAUGAAUGAUCCACAGGUUGCUUCUGUUAUGACUGUAUGGACCAAGCUUCAACCAGAGUAUGCUGGUAAUAUGUGGGAAGAAGCCCUUAACAAACGGCUUGAAACUAAGGGUCUUCACCUUUCUGAAAUCAUAGUGGAAUCAGAGAAACGUGGGAUAACAUUUGACAAGUUACUAACUGUUCCUGAGAAUGAUAGUUGGGUCUAUGAAGAUGGUCGGUCAGCAUCUUGUAUAGCUUUCGUCCUUAUGAUGUACAAGGAGGCUGGACUCUUUGACCCUAUUACCAGCUCUGUUGAAGUUACUGAAUUCACAGUAAGUGCUCCUGAAUCCUUGUGUUCAAGUCUAUGGCCUUAUAUAGGUACCUUUGUCAGAGCAAAAGGAUCUGGUGGGGACAUAUGUGUCGUGAAUGCAUCUAUCUCAUUAUCUAGUGCACAGUGGAACGCUGGCCUAUCAUUUUGUUAG